AUGAGGGCCGAUAUAGCAAAAUUGGCAAAUCAGAUGAAUAGAAUGACAAUGCAACAAACACAACAGAUGCAACCUGUACAACAGAUGUCUAUUUGCUGCGAACUAUAUGGUAAUUGUCAUAUGAGUGACAUGUGCCCCACGAAUCCUAAAUCCAUAUACUAUGUGGGGCAACAGAGCAGAGGUCCAAUAAAUCAGCAUGCACAAUAUGGGAACACGUACAAUCCAAAUUGGAACAAUCAUCCCAACUUCUCAAGGGGUGGAAAUCAGCCGAAUCAAAAUCAUUAUAGACCCCAAGGAAAUUUCAAUCAACCUCAGAAGCCACCCAACAAAUGGAAGAGACUCAGGACCGAUUUCAGAAAUCUUGAGAGGCAAAUGGGGCGGUUAGCAGCAAAUCAAAAUACUAGACCUGCAGGCGCUCUCCCCGGUGAUACAGAGAAGAACCCUCAAGUUAAUGCAGUUACACUUAGAAAUGGAAGGGAACUAGAGGAAAUUCAAUUGAAUAUUCCAUUGGUGGAUUUGCUUCGUGAAAUUCCAAAGUAUGCUAAGUACAUAAAAGAUAUAGUGGCUCAGAAGAGGAGAUUGACUGAGUUCGAGACAGUUGCACUUACUGAGGAGUGCACAUCAAGGGUCCAAAACAAGCUUCCUCAAAAGCUCAAGGAUCCUAGCAGCUUCACUAUCCCUGUGCAAAUUGGUAUGGGAGCUCCAAGACCAACUAUUGUGAUGUUGCAGCUAGCUGACAGGUCCAUAGCACACCCUGAGGGGGUGAUUGAAGAUGUGUUGCUGCAAAUUGGGAAAUUCAUCAUCUCUGUGGACUUCAUUAUCCUAGAUUAUGAGGCUAAUGAACUGCAACUUCUUGACACGAGUGUAUAUCUAGACGGUUCUCUAGAGAAAGCACUUAUGUUGUCCGAUAGCUUGGAGAAUGAUGAUGAGGUUGAGGAGAUGAUGCAUAUCCUUGAUGCAUCCUGUGCUUACAUGCAGAGGAUACACCCUUUUGAGCCCCUGAAUAGGCCGAGUAGGCCUCCUCCAAAGCUGUCAAUUGAGAAAGCUCCAUAA
This is a messenger RNA of Nicotiana attenuata, 1053 nucleotides long. RefSeq lists its product as uncharacterized. Bases 1 to 1053 code for a protein of 350 amino acids. The transcript is spliced from 5 exons. Lineage: Eukaryota; Viridiplantae; Streptophyta; Magnoliopsida; Solanales; Solanaceae. The record is from RefSeq and is a predicted model, not a curated record.